AUGACAGAGCCAAGCCAGGCUUCAUAUAAAAAAGAUCUAAUCCAGUACGCCAUGGAGGUGGAUGCGCUGAAAUACGGCUCUUUCACCCUCAUAGCAGGGCGAACGUCUCCGUAUUUUUUUAAUUCAGGGCUCAUGUGCACUGGUCCCAUUCUCGCUACGCUAGCGGCUGCGUAUGCAUCUACCAUUGCACAAGCGUUAAAGGAUGGUUCAUUACCUGAAUUUGACAUCCUAUUUGGCAUGGCCUAUAAAGGAAUCCCAUUCGCGUCGAAUGCCGCUGUGGCGUUAUAUAGCCAACAUGGAAUCUCAGUGAGUGUUGCUUACAAUAGAAAGGAGGUGAAAGAUCACGGAGAGGGUGGUAUAAUGGUCGGAGAACCGGUCAAAGGGAAACGUGUGGUCAUCCUCGACGACGUGAUGACAUCGGGAAAGACAAUACAUGGUGCCAUUGAGACGAUUCGUCAAAAUGGGGGUGAAGUUGUUGGCGUCAUCCAUGCGCUUGAUAGGCAGGAAGUGGGACAGGACGGAGUCAGUAGCGCUGUAAAGGUAAUUGAGGGACUAAUCGGCGAAGGCAGAGUCUUCUCUAUUCUCACUAUGACGGACCUCAUGAUAUGGUUGGAAAGAAAAGGUUUAGUUAAGGAACUCGAGAGUUUGCAAGCGUAUUGGGAUCAAUAUGGUUUAAAGUAA
Molecule: messenger RNA, 681 nt
Organism: Psilocybe cubensis
Lineage: Eukaryota; Fungi; Basidiomycota; Agaricomycetes; Agaricales; Agrocybaceae
Exons: 2
Coding region: 1-681 (226 amino acids)
Biological process (GO): pyrimidine ribonucleoside biosynthetic process; pyrimidine nucleotide biosynthetic process; 'de novo' pyrimidine nucleobase biosynthetic process
Cellular component (GO): cytoplasm
Molecular function (GO): orotate phosphoribosyltransferase activity
Source: RefSeq, a predicted model, not a curated record